Molecule: messenger RNA, 186 nt
Organism: Sclerotinia sclerotiorum 1980 UF-70
Lineage: Eukaryota; Fungi; Ascomycota; Leotiomycetes; Helotiales; Sclerotiniaceae
Exons: 1
Coding region: 1-186 (61 amino acids)
Source: RefSeq, a predicted model, not a curated record
AUGACUUCCCAGACUAGCCCUUCCAUGCUAGCUAGCAACCUUGAUAUAUUCACGGCACAUAUCCUCAACGCUGCACUGCUUUCGAGAGAUCUGGAUCGCACUGAAGACAGACCAAGAAUAUUUCGGGAAUUCUAUACUCCUGUCCUUGCCGGAGUGGGCCAAACAGCUCCUGAUAAUCUCGCAUAA